Molecule: messenger RNA, 1677 nt
Organism: Grus americana (Whooping crane)
Lineage: Eukaryota; Metazoa; Chordata; Aves; Gruiformes; Gruidae
Gene: HOXA11
Product: homeobox A11
Exons: 2
Coding region: 146-1042 (298 amino acids)
Biological process (GO): anatomical structure development; regulation of transcription by RNA polymerase II
Cellular component (GO): nucleus
Molecular function (GO): DNA-binding transcription factor activity, RNA polymerase II-specific; RNA polymerase II cis-regulatory region sequence-specific DNA binding
Source: RefSeq, a predicted model, not a curated record
CGCACCUCCCUGCCGCCGCCGGGGAGAGCUUUCCACGUCAGCUUACGUCUCCCCAUCUCUUACUUCACGGAUCUGCUUCAAAGAGGCAGCUGCGUUAGAGAAUCAUGUUAAGCUCAGCUAAUGCGGAGAAGCCGAGGUAGCCCUAAUGAUGGAUUUUGAUGAGCGUGUUCCUUGUUCCUCUAACAUGUAUUUGCCAAGUUGUACUUACUACGUCUCGGGUCCUGAUUUUUCCAGCCUCCCUUCUUUUUUGCCCCAGACCCCGUCUUCUCGCCCUAUGACAUACUCCUACUCCUCCAACCUACCCCAGGUCCAACCUGUGAGAGAAGUUACCUUCAGGGAAUAUGCCAUUGAUCCCUCCAGUAAAUGGCACCCCAGGAACAAUCUGCCCCACUGCUACUCCGCAGAGGAGAUCAUGCACAGAGACUGUUUGCCUGCCACCAACACUGCUAGCAUGGGCGAGAUGUUCGGCAAAAACACAGCUAACGUCUACCACCCCAGCACCAACGUCUCCUCCAAUUUCUAUAGCACGGUGGGCAGGAACGGGGUCCUACCCCAGGCUUUCGACCAGUUUUUCGAGACGGCUUAUGGCACGGCGGAAAACCUGGCCUCGGCGGACUACCCGGUAGACAAGAGUGGCGAGAAGGCGCCCGCGGCCGCCGGGGCGGCGGCGGCAACUUCAAGUUCGGAGGGCGGCUGCGGCAGGGCGGCGGCGGCGGCGGCGGCGGAGAAGGAGAGGCGGAGGCGGCCGGAGAGCAGCAGCAGCCCCGAGUCAUCUUCCGGCAACAAUGAGGAGAAAUCCGGCAGCUCCAGUGGACAACGUACCCGUAAAAAGAGAUGCCCAUACACCAAAUAUCAGAUUAGAGAGUUAGAAAGAGAAUUCUUCUUCAGUGUCUACAUAAACAAAGAGAAACGCCUCCAGCUCUCCCGAAUGCUCAAUCUGACCGACCGCCAAGUGAAAAUAUGGUUUCAGAACAGAAGAAUGAAAGAAAAAAAAAUUAACAGGGACCGAUUACAAUAUUACUCAGCUAAUCCACUACUUUAAAACUCAUAGCGUUUUUCAAGACGAGAUUAAAUUCAGAUUUCGCCCUUGACAAGGUCAAGCCACGGGGUUACAUGGAGGAAGGAGGUGUGUAUCUGACGGGACUAGAAGAAUCCAAGGUUUUACAUACAUGUAAAUCUACUCUGGAACUUCCAUGAUGAUUUUAUAUAUAUAUAUAUAUAUUUACAUAUCAACUGGAAUCGAUUUGAUUUUGACACACAUGGCAUCCAUUUCUAAACGUGCACGUCAGCUCUGAGUGCAAAAUCCAUACCUCUUACCUUUCCAGGCACUGCGGCUCACCCUGCUACCGCUUUCGGCAGGCACAGGCGGGGACGGCACCUCUCCGUUCCCGGACUCGCCCACCCCCGGCCCUCCCUCGCCCCUGUGCUGCUGCGGAGCAGCUGUCUGGAGAUUGCCAGGUCGAGCUCACCCAACCAGGACCACUGCAGAAUAUAAACUCUGAGAGAUAAUCUUUUGUCCUUCCUUAGCGGAAAAUGUCUAGGUUAGAGGCAGUGCUCCAUUGCCUAUGGCUUCGAAAGGAGAAUUUAAUGCGGGGGGACACACAGAAUUAAAGGGAGGGGGGAUGACAUGGCUACACCUUCACGAGGCCAACCGCGAGCAGUUGUAAUAAGGAUGUA